Dermatophagoides pteronyssinus (European house dust mite) is the source of this 704-nucleotide messenger RNA. RefSeq lists its product as uncharacterized. NCBI's taxonomy places the organism in Eukaryota, Metazoa, Arthropoda, Arachnida, Sarcoptiformes, Pyroglyphidae. The record is from RefSeq and is a predicted model, not a curated record.
AGAUUGAUUGAUUGAUUGAUUAAAUCAAGAUUAGAAAAAGAAUCAUUAAUUCAUUAUUUUUUUUUGAAAAGAAAGAAAUCAACAGGUGUUACAGCCAAAAAGAAAAAAAUUAAUGAAUGUUAGACAACGUAAACGUAAAUGCCGUGAGCCAAAAUUUUUUGAUUCAGAAAGAUCAUCAUAUCUACAAGAAUUAUAUGAUGAAUAUUUAACAACUAAAUGUCCGGAUGCACGAAAACAAACAUUAUCAAAUUUGGCAAAUUUUGCCUAUAAUCCGGAAAAUUAUGGUCAUCUAAUUUCAAUGUCAAUACAUUGUUUAUUUUUACAAUCAAUCGAUUCGACUGAUGAUUUUAUUGCAAUCACAUCAUUAAAAGGAUUAUGUAAUAUUGUUUGGCAUCCAAUUGUAGCCAAAUCAAUUGGACAAAAAGAAUCAAUUAUAAAAAUUUUAUCAUCAAUUGAAUGUAGAAAAUAUUUAAUCGAUUUUAUUAUUAAUGGAUUAUUAUUAUUAGUCAUCAUUUUUAAAAAGAUGAACAUACAAAUCGAUAAUGAUGAUGAUGAUGAACAAAUACAAUUUCGAUUAAAACGGUUAAUAACAAUGAUUGGUAAUGAUAUCAAAGAUGUUCGUGUACAAAAUUAUUGUCAUUUGUUAAUGGAUAAUGAUGAUGAUAAAUAAACUAUACUAGACGUGGUUUUUUUAAUUGAAUUAC